AUGGCAGCAAUAAUGGGUUUAUUAUUCUCCAAUUUUCUCAUUGUUCUCUUCUUUCUAUCAACUUUUGCUAAUGGUUAUUCUUCAAAUGAUGUUAAACAUUGGUGUAGCCAAACCCCAAACCCUCAACCAUGUGAGUAUUUCUUGACCAACAACCCUAAUCAUUUUCACAAACCCAUUAAGCACAAAGGAGAUUUUCUCAAGCUUUCAUUGCAACUUGCUCAAGAGAGAGCACUCAUAGGCCAUGCAAACACUCUUUCACUUCACUCAAAGUGCCACAACCAACUUGAAAGAGUUGCAUGGAAUGAUUGUGUUAAGCUCUAUCAACAAACCAUUCAUAAGCUCAACAAAAUCCUAGAUCCUAACACCAAGUGCUCCAAAGUUGAUGCUCAAACAUGGCUUAGCACUGCUCUCACAAACCUUGAAACAUGCAAAGCUGGUUUCUAUGAACUUGGUGUUCAAGACUCUCUUCUUCCUCUAAUCUCCCACAAUAAUCUUACUAAGUUGCUAAGCAACCUUUUGGCUCUUAAUAACAAGGGUGAAUCUCAUGAAGAGCCAAGUUACAAAGAUGGAUUCCCAACAUGGGUCAAGCCAGGUGAUAAAAAAUUGCUACAAGCAUCUUCUCCAGCAUAUCAAGCCAAUGUGGUGGUGGCCAAAGACGGAUCUGGAAAAUACACAACAGUUAUGGCAGCCAUAAACGCAGCACCAAAUUAUAACAGUGGAAGGUAUGUGAUAUAUGUGAAGGCCGGGAUUUACAACGAGCAAGUUGAAAUAGAGGCAAAUAAUAUAAUGUUGAUCGGAGAUGGUAUCGGAAAAACCGUAAUCACCGGCAGCCAAAGUGUUGGGGGAGGGAGCACAACCUUUAAUUCAUCCACUGUUGGUAUUAUGGGAGAAGGAUGUAUUGCUCAAGGAAUCACAUUUAGAAACACUGCAGGUGCAGCAAAUCAGCAAGCUGUUGCAUUGCGUUCUGGAUCUGACUUAUCGGUUUUUUAUCGAUGCAGUUUUGAAGGUUAUCAAGAUACAUUAUUAACUUUAUCUGACAGACAAUUUUACAGAGAAUGUGACAUUUAUGGCACGGUUGACUUUAUCUUUGGUAAUGCUAUUGUGGUGUUUCAAAAUUGCAACAUAUUUGUAAGAAAGUAUCCAGAAACAACGAACACAAUCACUGCACAAGGAAGACUUGAUGCAAAACAAAACACUGGAUUUUCCUUUGUCAAUUGUGUGGUUACAGUUGCACCAGAUUUGAAAGCAGUUCAAAGCUCUAUGAAGGCAUAUCUUGGAAGGCCAUGGCAAAAAUAUUCAAGAACAGUUUUCAUGAAGAGUUAUUUUGAUAGCUUGAUUGUUCAAGCAGGUUGGUUGGAAUGGAAUGGUGACUUUGCAUUAAGUACUUUGUAUUAUGGAGAAUACAUGAACACAGGUCCUGGAUCUUCAACCGCAAACAGAGUUAAAUGGGGAGGUUAUCAUGUCAUAACCAAUGCUGCUGAAGCUUCAAACUUCACCGUUUCAAACUUCAUUGCUGGCAACUCAUGGCUACCAACCACCGGUGUGCCUUUCACCGCUGGUCUCUAG
Messenger RNA from Arachis stenosperma, 1566 nucleotides. Its product is annotated as pectinesterase 2-like. Gene Ontology annotation, biological process: cell wall modification. Gene Ontology annotation, molecular function: pectinesterase activity; pectinesterase inhibitor activity. NCBI's taxonomy places the organism in Eukaryota, Viridiplantae, Streptophyta, Magnoliopsida, Fabales, Fabaceae. The transcript is spliced from 2 exons. The record is from RefSeq and is a predicted model, not a curated record. Bases 1 to 1566 code for a protein of 521 amino acids.